GACAGGUGGAAGUGUGUUGAUGGCGUCGAGCAGCAGCAGAGCUGAAGACGUUCAGUUUGCUCUGCAGAGGGCAAAGAAGAAGAUCAGCAACCUGCAGCGGCAACUCAACGAAGAAACCAGUUCAUUGAGUCCAGCUGAGACCGCCAUAACAUCAUGGACGCCCAGCAAGGAGCUCCGGGACUCUCUGGUGGACAUGUACACAGCUAAUCCCAGAGUGAACGUGGAGCUGCAACAGCGUCUGCCUUCACCUGGCCGGCAGAGAGCCAGCAGCACGGACAGAACGAGGAUCAGCCGGAGUCUGGAGCACAGCGACUGGCCUGAAGCUCCUCCUCACCUUCAGGAGCCUCCCACAUCCUCCUCCACGCCUCUGCUGUCCCACAGGAAGUCUCUCUCUCCGGUCUCACCCCUCUUCAACAGAAGGUCUCUCUCUCCUGUGUCACCCCUCUCCCAGAGGAGGUCUCUCUCUCCCGUCACACCCCUUUCCCACAGGACGUCUCUCUCUCCUGUGUCACCCCUCUCCCACAGGAGAGGAGGCGUAGGUGAGAUAGAGAUGGACCUACCCCCCAGCCCAGGACCCUCUCCUCGGGCAGAGAGCAGAGGAGACGAUGGAGGACGAGCGUCUAGAGGUCCUGGUAGUCCUGCUGUCAGAAGACACCUGGUCAAGACUGACGACAGCUCUCAUCAGGAGGUCACGUUCGGUCCAAUCACAACGCCCAGUCGGGUUCAGACUAUAGAUCGGAACAAAAACAUCUCGUUUUUACUUAAGGAGCUCGACGCUCUGAGAGACAUCAACAAGAAGCUGCAGGAUCAGCUUGUCCAGAAGGAGAAGGAACUGCAGAGGAGGGAGGUGGAGGAAGAGCUGACUGAGGAGCAGAGGGAGGCCCAAGGCUGGGAGAGGCCGACAGCUGUCCUAGAGGAGGUGUUGUCCGCUCAGAAGGACAGAGAUCAGGCUCUGAUGUCACGCCUAUUGCUGGCCAAUGAGGAGAGAGACGAGGCUCUGCUGAGAGCACGCCAACUGCAGCAGGCCGCUGAGUUGGACAGUUUUCACCUGGAUGACAGUGACAUGGACGUCGAGGAGCUUCUUCAGGGCGUUUGUGACGCAGAGUCUGUGCAGGACGUCCAACAGUUCGGCUCCGUUCUGGUCCAGCGCCUGCAGAUGGCGAGGCAACGGAGACAUGACAUCACCGCCCAGGAGAUGAAGGCCGUGAUGGAGGAGAGAGACGGCUCCAUCGCCAAGGUGAGUCUGAUACCUGUCUGUCCUCUAACCUGUCUGUUCUCUUUCAUGUCUGUCCUCUUAUCUGUCUGUCCUCUGACCUGUCU
This is a messenger RNA of Labrus bergylta (ballan wrasse), 1320 nucleotides long. NCBI's taxonomy places the organism in Eukaryota, Metazoa, Chordata, Actinopteri, Labriformes, Labridae. The record is from RefSeq and is a predicted model, not a curated record.